Messenger RNA from Nematocida parisii ERTm1, 1383 nucleotides. RefSeq names its product nucleolar GTP-binding protein 2. The coding region runs from base 1 to 1305 and encodes 434 amino acids. The transcript has a single exon. Gene Ontology annotation, molecular function: GTP binding. NCBI's taxonomy places the organism in Eukaryota, Fungi, Microsporidia. The record is from RefSeq and is a predicted model, not a curated record. Gene Ontology annotation, cellular component: nucleolus.
AUGGGAGAAAAGGGAGAGAAUUUCUACAGGACAAAAGAAAAGCUAUCACACUGGAAAAUGCUGCGGGGUGGGAAGCCCACAAGGGAUGCGGCUGGGAAUAUAAUUAAGCCAGCUCUUUUCCAGAACCCAGUAGCAGAGCCCGGGAGGACAAAGCACUCCAGGACAUGGUUUGCCUCUACGCGCACAACAGACCAGAGGGAGUUAGAGGCAUUUAGAAAAGAUUUAGAAGAGACAGCAACAGAUGCGUACAAAGUGAUACUUGAUCAGGGGAAAGUUCCAAUGAGUCUUAUACAGGAGGAGAAGGAAAAGGCAAUCCGUCCAAUUAUUUCGUAUGAGAACACAUUUGGGAAGAAAGCCACUCGAAAGAAAGUAAAGCUGUCUGUGCAGUCAAUAGACGAACUUGCGAAGAAAGCAAAAACAUCCACGGAUACUUCUGUGGCAGAGAAAGAGAAGGAAAUGUCCGACACAAAGGAUAAAAUAUACCAAAAGGGGCAGAGUAGAAGGAUAUGGGCAGAACUUUAUAAAGUUCUUGAUUCAAGUGAUGUAGUAAUACACAUACUAGAUGCAAGGGAUCCACUAGGAACAGAAUGUACAAACAUAAAAAGGUACAUAAAUGAGCACAAGCAUAAGCACCUUAUAUAUCUACUGAAUAAAGUAGAUUUACUCCCAACGGGUGUAACGGCAAAAUGGCUUGCAUAUUUAUCCAAGAACACUCCAACACUCGCAUACCACGCAUCUUCAAUUGACAGAAAUUAUGGGAAGCAGAGUUUGCUGAACCUUCUAAGACAGUUUGCAAAGCUACACCCAGAGAAGAAGCAGAUCAGUGUGGGCUUUGUUGGGUACCCGAAUGUAGGGAAGAGCAGUAUUAUAAAUACGCUCAAGUCUAAGCUUGUAUGCACUGUAGCACCCAUCCCAGGGCAAACCAAAGUAUGGCAGUAUAUUUCACUCAUGAAGAGAAUAUACUUAAUCGACUGCCCAGGGAUUGUACCAGCUGCAGAUAAAGAUGAAACUGCAGUUGUUUUAAAGGGGGUAGUACGUGUAGAGAACAUAACUUCACCAGAGGACCAUGUAGAGGCCCUCCUUAAAAAAGCAGACAGCAAGCACAUUCAUAACCUGUACGGGAUAGAGCCUGGAGAUGACCAUUUAGAAUUCCUAGAACUACUUGCCAAGAAAUCAGGCAGGUUAUUAAAGGGGGGAGUAGCAGAUAUAACUGCCGUAUCAAAGAUAGUUCUACACGACUGGCUCAGAGGCAGAAUACCGUACUACAACUUACCACCAGAAACAGUAGAGGAGAGCAGCAAGUAGUUUCAUUAUAACCCGACAUAACCCGAAUUCAUAAAUAAAUUAUUGAACCAUCCGUGCCCAUUAAAAUUAACUACCCAG